AUUUAAAUACACCAGAAUCGAAGUGAACCUCAUCGCCUCCGUAGCAGCCCAAGUUACAACGAAGUGAACCUCAUCGCCUUCAUUGAAUCCGUCGCUGCUCGAGUAACCCUCAAGGCUUCUAUCUGGGCGGAGAGGGGUUCUAUUCAUGGGCUGCGCCGCCUCUAAACUCGACCAACUCCCGGCGGUCUCUUUUUGCCGCGACCGCUGUGACAUCCUCGACGACGCUCUCCGGCAGAGCUACGCCCUUGCCGAUGCACACGUGGCAUACAUGCAAUCGCUCAAGACUUUGAGCCCCACUCUUCGGCAUUUCUUCGAUCAAUGUUUCAAAUCUACGUCUGGCAAUGACUCCGCCGUCUCCACCGAGAAACCGCCGAAGCAAGCUUCUCCCCUCUCCUCGCCGGACCGUUCUCUCUCGAGUUCAAACUCAGAUUCGCACAUUCAGUUCGAUACUGAUUUGGAAGAGGAUGAGGCAGACAAAGAUUUCAGUACUUCUUUAAACGAAAUACAUUCAAGUUAUCAUAAUCAUGGCAUCCUUACAUCCUAUUCUUUGCCUAAUCCUAAUUACCACGGUAAUACCUACCAGAACAGCGAAUUCAGUGGUUCAGGCUGGAAAACACCGCCACCUCCGGCUCCGAAGAGCGCAGCUUGGGAUUACUUGAAUUUUUUUGAUGAACUUUACGAGAGAUACGAGUUGCCUUAUACUUCGAGCAAAGCUGUGAAGAACAAAGAAGGAUCUAAUGACGAUGAAGCACAGCUAGUAAAACAAAUUCAUGGAGAAGAAAAAUCCAUUGCAAAUGAUAGAAAAGCAAAAGGAGAAGAAAAGCCGAGAGGAGAAACUGUUUCAGUAAAGAAGAAAGUAGAUUCAGCGACCGAGAAAGUUGAGAAGACGACUGAUUUAAAAGAACCCAAAGUUCAAAACGAUAAACUAAGUGUUUCUGAGGUAAUGAAAGAAUUGCAGGUUCUGUUUGAGAAAGCUUCUGAGUCCGGAAACGAAGUUUUGAAAAUGCUCGACACUGGAAAAUUUCGUUACCAUCACAAAAAAUCUGUUUAUCAAGGUUCUACCCAGAUACUUCAUAUCAUUACUUCAAAUUCAUCGGAAACAGAGACCUUACUGUCGAAAGACAAGGUUAGUUCAACGGAGAACGAUGAGAUUGAUAAUGCACAGAAUCUAUCUUCCAUUCUCAGGAAAUUGUGCAUGUGGGAGACCAAACUCUAUGACGAAGUCAAGGCUGAGGAAAAGCUGCGUAUAAUUCAUGCAAAGACGUGUAGGCAGAUGAAAAGCUUGAAUCAGAAGGGUGGUAAUGCUCGCAGAGUUGAUUCCACUAGAACUUUGAUAAGGGCUGUAUCUACUAAGAUGAGAGUCGCAGUUCAAGUUAUUGACAAGGUAGCAGUUACUAUAAAUAAGCUAAUGGAUGAGGAGUUGUGGCCAGAGGUCAAUGAACUGAUUCACAGAUUGUUUAGAAUGUGGAAGGUAAUACUAGAAUGCCAUAGCUGUCAGUGCCAAAAGGUUAUGGAAGCCAAAUGUUUGGAUUUCAUUGCUCUGAAUGAUAAGCUUAAUGAUUCUCAUCUUGAAGUGGCAAUGAGACUAAAGCUUCAACUUCAAAACUGGAGUCUUAGUUUCUUUAGUUGGAUUGAAGCUCAGAGGGGGUUUGUCAAAGCUUUGAAUGGUUGGCUUCGAAGAUGUCUCCUAUAUGAACCUGAUAAAGCAACAGAUGGAGUAUCACCUUUAUCUCCUGUUAGAAGCAGAACACCAACAGUGAUUGUGAUCCUUAAUAUGUGGUCGGAAGCUAUGGAUAAAGAUAAACUGCCGGAGAAGGAAGUGGGUGAAGCGGUACAUGGAUUGUUAAUGAGUGUGAACCAAGUGGUGGAACAGUAUAAUGUAGAUUUGCAGCAAAGGAUUAUUGCUGAUAAGGAUAUGGAAAGAAAAGUAAAGAUCUUAGAAAAAGAGGGGCAAAAGAUGCAAAAGUUAAUGCAAGCUCAAGUGAAGAAGAUGACACGGAUCGCAAGGGAAGAAAGCGAUGUCCUUCUACCGAGAGACGCCACGCCUCGUAGUGAUAUCAGGGAUGCUACUAGUUUAGUAAAUGGUCUAAAGCAGAUUUUCAUGGGAAUGGAGAAGCUUGCUAACCAUUCCAGGCAAGCUUAUGAGGAGCUUCAUAAAUACAUGGAAGAGAGCAGGGCCACUCAAGAAUACCCUUAAACAUCUCAUGCUUAAUGUAUAAUUGCUUAGUUAUUAUGGAAAAUUAUUAGAUUGUGGUAUUGGCAGGGGAUCUAAAACUGGCUGAUUCAGACUUGGUUUACCCUGAUGCAUGGCUCUGAAAUAACUCAUAGCUAUUGCCUUUUUGAAGAUCAGGUUUUGAUUGUAUUUUGCCUAAAAUUUGCCAAUGUGCUUCGGCAAGGUAGCCAAUUUUUUAUAUCGACAACACUGUAUACUAGCCACCAUAUUAUUAAUUUCUUAUUCCUUUUUACCUUUCA
Gossypium raimondii (Peruvian cotton) is the source of this 2472-nucleotide messenger RNA. Its product is annotated as nitrate regulatory gene2 protein-like. The coding region runs from base 146 to 2197 and encodes 683 amino acids. The transcript is spliced from 5 exons. The record is from RefSeq and is a predicted model, not a curated record. NCBI's taxonomy places the organism in Eukaryota, Viridiplantae, Streptophyta, Magnoliopsida, Malvales, Malvaceae.